Messenger RNA from Dictyostelium discoideum AX4, 1104 nucleotides. RefSeq lists its product as hypothetical. The record is from RefSeq and is a predicted model, not a curated record. NCBI's taxonomy places the organism in Eukaryota, Evosea, Eumycetozoa, Dictyosteliales, Dictyosteliaceae. Bases 1 to 1104 code for a protein of 367 amino acids. The transcript is spliced from 3 exons.
AUGACAUAUACCAAAAAUGAAGCAACUGAUAAAUUAUUAUAUUCCUAUAUAGGGAUUAGAUUAUUAUCAUAUUCAUUUUUUUUUAUAUUAAAUUCAUACCAAACAAUUAUAGAAGGAAAAUCACUAGUUGGACAAAAAGCUAAUAAAAAAACCACCAGAUUUUAUAUUUUCUUAUCAAUGGCUUCUUUCUGUGGAGUCAGAAUUGUAUCCACAGCAUUAUUUUAUAGAGAACCUGAAGAAUGGGAAGUUGGAUCUUGGGCAUUUUUCUUCUUUUCAAUAGGUACAUCAAUAGUUUUCCUAACUUGGGUAUAUAUUUUACAUUUUUGGCUAUUGAUUAUGUAUUCAUUCUUUGUUUCUGAAGAUGUUAGAUUAAAUAGAAUUAAACCAAUAAAAUGGGCAACUAAUAUAUUGGUUAUUGCAAUUGUAGUUUAUCAAACUGUUAUUUGUAUAACUAGUAUGUUAAUGGAUAUUAAAUUUGGUCAAGCAGUUGGAUUUUUAAUUUUAUUAGCAAUUUAUUGUGCAAUGGUAAUUGGAUUUGGUAUGGCUUUAUUGAGAAGUUUACAAAAUCAUAAAAAAAAUACACCAUUUCAACAUUUUCAAGAUAUGAUUUUUAAAACUAAAGUUUUGAUAACAACUGUAUCUUUGGUAUUUAUUUGUACAGUUAUUGAAGAGGGUAUAUAUCAAUUUGCAUUUGAAGAAUUUUCAACUUCAACAAGUGUUCAAAGUAAUUUCAUUACUUAUUUAAUUGAUACAACUCAAAUGAUUGUUGUUAUGUACAUUUUAGCAAAUGGAAAAUUUUCAAAUUAUAUAUUAUUCAGGAAAGUUAAAACAACUUCAUUUAAUUCAAAUGAAAAAUCUAGUUUAGAUUCACAAGGUUCUAAAAUAAAUACUAAAAAAUCAUAUCCUUCAAAUUAUGAUCAUAGUGGUAAAUCGAAUGAAUUAUCAAUUGAUUUAGAUAUUACAUACUCAAAAAAUUCAAUUGAAAGUAAUAGUAUACCAAAUUCAAAUAUAACAAUUGAUAACACUGGUAUUGAAUUAGAAUCUCAAAUAAUAAUUAAUAAUAUUAAUAAUGAUAAUAAUGAGAUUAAUCAAAAUAAUGUAUAA